Molecule: messenger RNA, 864 nt
Organism: Phragmites australis (common reed)
Lineage: Eukaryota; Viridiplantae; Streptophyta; Magnoliopsida; Poales; Poaceae
Exons: 2
Coding region: 1-864 (287 amino acids)
Source: RefSeq, a predicted model, not a curated record
AUGGAAACAAUAGAACAGCAAGAUUCGCCGCCACUGCUAGAUCCUAGUCUGGCUCCACUCAUGCUGUUUGACGCCGGCCGCGACGGCGGUGAACCGGAGGAGGAAAACGGCGGGGCCAGGCUGGUGUACAGCAUACCCAAGAGGCGGCUGCUGCUGGCCAGAGAGUUGGACCGCUUCAUCGACGAUGUUACCUGGAUUACUCCGCAGGGAUGGAUGCUCAUGCUGGACCCGGCAACGCGUACUGUGUCUCUGCUCGACCCCUUCACCUCGCGCAGGGUGCACCUGCCCCCAGACCUAGACAGCCUCGUCGCGAGCAGCGACAACACCAGAUGCGUCAUGUCGACUCACCGGCUGACGGACCCGGGCUGCAUCAUGCUAGUGAUACAUCUCACGGACCCGGUGUUGUGCUAUUGUCGCCCCGGGGGUAGCUGGUGGUUUAGGCAUGAGUAUCGGCUUGAGCUGCUGGUCGUCGAUGACUGCUUCGACCGCGACAGCAUCAUCGGUGCGGUGGUGAGGCUCACAGCGGUGGGGGGCAGGUUCUACACACAUUGGGAUGAUAAGCUAGGGACCCUUGAGUUCUCGUCGGAUCCGACAUUGUCUUGCUCCCAUGUCGUGGAUAGGUGGAUACCGGCGGGGUACUACUUGCGUGCUUUCCAGGUGGAGUCCUGCGGGGACUUGUUCAGGUUUGGGGUGUCCAUGUCUGCAGACAAGGUUGGUUUGAAGGCAAACUGCAUCUAUUUCAUGAACCAGGAUGAUAAGGGGUUGUACGUCUACAACAUGGAGCAGGGAACCACUACCUUGCACAACCCUACCCUAGAAAUUCCAGAUUCUAUGGAGCCCAUACUUUUGAUGCCUGCCACUUGA